Nycticebus coucang (slow loris) is the source of this 2719-nucleotide messenger RNA. RefSeq names its product tudor and KH domain containing (gene TDRKH). The record is from RefSeq and is a predicted model, not a curated record. The transcript has 14 exons. Gene Ontology annotation, molecular function: RNA binding. Gene Ontology annotation, biological process: spermatogenesis. Lineage: Eukaryota; Metazoa; Chordata; Mammalia; Primates; Lorisidae. The coding region runs from base 123 to 1874 and encodes 583 amino acids.
CAGCUGAAGCGCCACCCGCUGGGCUGCGAGUCCCGGUUCGGGAGAGAGGUGGCGGUCGCCAGGGUGAGGUGUAGUGGGUCGCUCUACUGCUGACUUGGAGGCGUGAAUGUAAGUGAGCGGAAAUGUCCACUGAACAAAACUCUUGGACAAGCCUGUUCACAGCUCAGAAAAUAGCCCUGGGGCUUGGGAUCCCAGCCAGUGCCGCGGUCGCCUACAUCCUGUACCGCAGGUACCGGGAGAGCAGAGAAGAGCGGCUGACGUUUGUUGGGGAAGAUGACAUUGAAAUAGAGAUGCGAGUUCCCCAGGAAGCUGUGAAGUUCAUCAUUGGCCAGCAAGGAGCCAAUAUUAAACAGCUGCGGAAACAGACAGGUGCUCGUAUUGAUGUGGACACAGAGAAUGUGGGCGAUGAGCGUGUGCUGCUUAUCAGUGGUUUUCCUGUCCAGGUGUGCAAGGCCAAAGCGGCGAUCCAUCAGAUGCUGGUAGAGAACACCCCAGUGUCUGAGCAGCUCUCAGUCCCCCAGAGAUCUGUGGGCAGAAUCAUAGGAAGAGGCGGUGAGACGAUUCGUUCUAUCUGUAAGGCCUCUGGAGCCAAAAUUACCUGUGACAAAGAAUCAGAGGGGACAUUACUACUAUCAAGACGUAUAAAAAUCUCAGGAACACAGAAGGAAGUGGCAGCAGCUAAGCAUUUGAUACUGGAGAAAGUUUCAGAAGAUGAAGAACUUCGGAAGAGAAUUGCACAUUCUGCAGAAACCAGAGUUCCACGCAAGCAACCAAUCAGUGUGAGAAGAGAGGAAAUGACAGAGCCGGACGGAGCUGGAGAGCCAACAGUAGGGAAAAACACAAGUUCUAGCAUGGGGCAGCCUGCUCCCCGGGCAGUUACUCCCCACAAAGGAGGAGGUGACGUGGCUGCUGUGGGGCCAAAGGAAAGCUCCGGGGAGAAACCUAACGAUGACAGCCUUCAGAAGUCUGGUGCCCAGGCCAUUCCGGAGACAUCCAUAUACGAAAUCCCUAGCCCUGACUUCAGUUUCCAUGCUGAUGAGUACCUAGAAGUCUAUGUCUCUGCCUCUGAACACCCUAACCACUUCUGGAUCCAGAUCAUUGGCUCCCGCAGCCUGCAGUUGGAUAAGCUUGUCAAUGAGAUGACCCAGCACUAUGAAAAUAGCCUGCCUGAAGAUUUGACUGUGCAAAUAGGAGACAUUGUAGCAGCACCUUUACUUACAAAUGGUUCCUGGUAUCGAGCCCAGAUCCUUGGCACAUUGGAAAAUGGGAACUAUGACCUCUACUAUGUUGACUUUGGAGAUAAUGGAGAUUGUCCACUGAACGACCUCAGGGCUCUCAGGAGCGACUUCCUAAGCCUUCCUUUUCAAGCAAUAGAGUGCAGUCUGGCACAGAUCGCCCCAUCAGGUGAACAGUGGGAAGAGGAAGCAUUGGAUGAAUUUGACAGACUCACUCACUGUGCUGACUGGAAGCCCCUUAUGGCCAGGAUCUCUAGCUAUGUCCACACUGGGGUCUCAACGUGGCCAAAGAUCUACUUAUAUGACACUAGCAGUGGGGAGAAACUUGAUAUUGGGCUAGAAUUAGUUCGUAAAGGAUACGCAGUUGAGAUUCCUGAAGACAUGGAAGAAAACGGAGGUGUCCCAGACAUGUUGAAGGAUGUGGCCGCAGACACAGAUGCCUCUCUCAUCUCUGUGUUCACUGAGACCGAAAAGAGCCCUGGAGAGAUGACAUAUACCCUAUCCUCCCCAAGCCUGUCGGAAGCUGCCUCUGUGUCUGGUCAUAACCCUGCAGACGACUUCUCACUCUCAAGUCAGGACUCAGCUUGCACAGUCACCUGCUUUGCUGAUUUGGUGCCUGGAGAGAGAAGUCUUUGCUAGAGACCCAUGCCACUCUUCAUUACAUAUGCUGCCUGGCUUGCUGUGGACCACAUCGGUUUUCUCCUUCUAUUGGACAACCAAAAAGUGUGGGGCAAAGGGAAACAGAUACACUCCCCUACUCCGCCUCUGAUUUCUCCCCCACCCUCCAGUGUCUGCAUACUGCUGUCACUUCCAGGCUGUUCUCAUCAGGCUUGGUCCCCUCUGCCCAUCACAAUGCACACUGCUUCUAGGCUCUGUUCUUUUUGAGGCUGGGAAACAGCCAGAGUUUGUCAUUGAAAGUGAUGAUGCAGCAGCCUGACUCACAUUUUGUUUUUGUUUUGUUUUUUAAGACAGAAUUUCACUUGAUCACCCUCGGUAGAGUGCUAUGGCGUCUUAGCUCACAGCAACCCUAAACUGGGGCUCAGGAGAUUCUCUUGUCUCAGCCUCCUGAGUAGCUGGGACUAUAGGGUCUCACCACUGCUGGACUCACCUUGUCAGGUGACUGUAGCUAAAGGAAGUUUUUGAGUGGUAAGCUCAAGGACUAGGGGCUUGAACACUGCGUUUGAGUCAGGAGGCAAAGGCAAAAAUGGGCAAAAUUUAUUUAAUAAUCUUGAGAAGUGAAGAGAAUGCUACCUCCUAGCCUCAGUUGCUGAUGUUACUGGAGACAGGUUUUUGAAACUCUGCUCCAGCUAUUUCUCUGUGAACUUUAGGUAAAAUUCUAAGAGAGAGGGAGCUCAGGAAGUACUCUAAAUUGCUAACAUAGUACCCAUAUGUGUACACACACACACCCAUGGAGAACAUACAUAGUUACAUUUGAGUCAUUUGGGGUGAUUCUUUGCUGAAUAAAGUUCUCGAGAAAAUCUAAA